AUAACAUGGGAGUUUCACGGGUCGGAUUACGACGAUUACGACGACCACGAGUAAAAGGAACUCUUGCGAGGUCGAAGGUUGUUGUUACUAGAUAUUACGCGUUUAGUGGAAAUGUCAGUCCGACUUAUAAAGGAAAUCGUUAAAGCUGAUGGUCGAUGGUGAACUGGUUGAAGUUGCAGAACAUUUUGUGGCGCUGCGAUGUAAAUUUCAGGAAUGGCGAGAAUUCUGCUACAGAGAGCUGAAGAAACAUUUCCUGCUGAGACAGAAAGGAUGAACUGUACAAAUUCAGAGAAGGUUUUAGUGGGUCCAUAUGGUGAGACAUAUCCAGCAAGUCAUGAUGCAAACCAGGCCAUGAAUAUAAAACCUGAGGAAGUCUCAGACUCACAAGAGGAAGCGGAUCCUCUGCAAAUAACAGUUCAGGAGGUAAAGGCUGAACGUGAGAACUGUACAAAUUCGGAGAACACUUUAGUGGGUCCAUAUGGUGAGACAUGGCCAGCACCUCAUGAUGCAAAUCAGACCAUGAAUGUAAAAGCUGAGGCAGUCUCAGAUGCAGAAGAGGAAGAGGAUCCUGUCCUAAUAACAUUUCCAGAAAUAAAGGCUGAACCUGAGGGUAAUUUGAAUGAACUUCAACCUGUACAUGGUGAGGAGCGACGAUAUUCCUGUGAUAAGUGUGGAGAUUCAUUCAGUCAAGAGCAAAUUCUGAUAGCACAUCGACGCAUUCACAGUGGGGAGCAGCCAUUUAUAUGUGACAUAUGUAAUGAGUCAUUCAGUCAUCAGAGUAGUCUGAAGACACAACAGUACAUACAUAGUGUGGAGCAACCAUUUUGCUGUGAUGUAUGUAAAAAGUCAUUCGGUCAUCAGAGGAGUCUGAAGAGACAUCAGCACAUACACACUGAGUUGAUCGUCUUGCCGCAGUGUGGCAGUUGCCGGAAGUUGCCUGGUGGCAGUGCGGCAGUUGCUUGGUUGCACAGCGUGGUUGCUGGUGGAAGUCUGCUUGUGGAGCGCGGUCCCUGGAGUGGAGAGGCUGUAGCUACGCCAGAUGCCCAGUGA
Molecule: messenger RNA, 1050 nt
Organism: Cryptotermes secundus
Lineage: Eukaryota; Metazoa; Arthropoda; Insecta; Blattodea; Kalotermitidae
Product: zinc finger protein 189-like
Exons: 7
Coding region: 214-1050 (278 amino acids)
Biological process (GO): regulation of transcription by RNA polymerase II
Molecular function (GO): DNA-binding transcription factor activity, RNA polymerase II-specific; RNA polymerase II cis-regulatory region sequence-specific DNA binding
Source: RefSeq, a predicted model, not a curated record